Tinamus guttatus (white-throated tinamou) is the source of this 5866-nucleotide messenger RNA. The record is from RefSeq and is a predicted model, not a curated record. Lineage: Eukaryota; Metazoa; Chordata; Aves; Tinamiformes; Tinamidae.
CUCUUUUUCUCACUGCAGGAUGACGUAGCUUUGUGAAGGAUUUAUCAGCUAAGCAGAAAAUGAGCUUAACAUCCUGGUUUCUAGUGAGCAGUGGAGGCACCCGCCAUAGGCUGCCACGAGAGAUGAUUUUUGUUGGAAGAGAUGACUGUGAGCUGAUGUUACAGUCACGAAGUGUGGACAAGCAACAUGCUGUACUUAACUAUGAUGCCUCUACAGAUGAACACUUGGUGAAGGAUUUGGGCAGCUUAAACGGGACAUUUGUGAACGAUGUGAGGAUUCCAGAACAAACAUACAUCACUCUGAAGUUAGAAGACAAAUUGAGAUUUGGAUAUGAUACUAAUCUUUUUACUGUCGUCAGAGGGGAAAUGAGAGUCCCUGAAGAAGCACUUAAGCAUGAAAAAUUUACAAGCCAACUUCAGUUAUCCCAAAAAUCCUCAGAGGCAGAAGGAUCAAAGUCAGCCAGCUCCAAAAAUUGUGAGUCCAAGGUGACUGACUCCACAGCUGAAGUGCACCACAAAACUGCAGAAGCAGUGAAAACUGAGGAGAAAGCAGUGGACCUUUCUGCCAUGCCACGUGGUACGCCUUUGUAUGGACAGCCAGCCUGGUGGGGGGAUGAAGAGGCUGAUGAGAAAAGUGGUUGUAAGCCAGACAGCAAACGUGAAGAAAAAAUGAAUGAAACGGGGGCUUCUGGAUGCAGCACAGAUGCCAAGCAAGCUGAGGAGCAGUCUGCAGCUGCAAGCGAAGAACUUUAUCCUUUCUGUAGGGAGCCAAGUUAUUUUGAAAUCCCCACAAAAGAAUUCCAGCAACCUUCACAAAUAGCAGAGGGUGCUAUUCAUGAAAUACCAACAAAAGACACACAAAGCUCCCAUGCAGCAGGUGCAGGGCAUGCUUCUUUUACCAUUGAAUUUGAUGACAACACUCCAGGAAAAGUAACAAUCAAAGACCAUGUGACAAAAUUCACUCCUGAACAGCGCCAUAAGUCCAAGAAGCCUUCUUCCUCUGCUGGCCAGGACCUGCCUGGGCUUCAAACAGUGAUGAUGGCUGCAGAGAGCAAAGUAGCAGAUUGGCUAGCACAGAACAAUCCUCCCAGAAUGAUAUGGGAACCAACAGAGGAGGAUUCCAAAAGUAUUAAGAGUGAUGUGCCAGUGUACUUGAAGAGACUGAAAGGGAAUAAACAUGAUGAUGGUACACAAAGUGAUUCAGAAAAUGCUGGUGCACACCGGCAUUAUAGUAAGCGAGCAGCUCUUGAAGAACACUUAAGGCACCAUCAUGCAGAGGUGAAAAAGUCACACCAGAAAGUCCAUUCUACAGAAAAGCAACAAGAGCAAACUGGUGCAAGUCAGACUGCUUUUAUGAUUGAGUUUUUUGAUGAAGACCAUCCUCGAAAGAGACGUUCUUACUCUUUUUCUCAGAAUGUAGGUGCUCCGUGCCCAGAAACGCCUUCUCCCACACCUCACGCGCGGUCUGAAAGAAUGAAGCCUACAUCAGCAGAGAAAGCAGUUCCCUCAUCUGGGCAGGCUAGCUCAGCACAUCACAGAGCGGUACAUGGGGUUCAUGCAAAACUUUUGAAGCAGAAAUCAGAAGAUCCCUCUGCUGCCUUGCCUGUCCUACAAGCGGCGUUGUUGAGGAGCUCAGGAAGCCUUGGCCAUCGGCCUAAUCAGAACCAGGAAAUGGACAAAAAGUUGAAAAGUCAACAUAUUUCUGCUGCUACUGAAAAGGACCAUGAGGACGACCAGAGUGACAAAGGUACUUAUACUAUUGAGUUGGAAAACCCCAAUUCCGAAGAAAUGGAAGCCCGUAAAAUGAUUGACAAGGUAUUUGGAGUGGAUGACAGCCAGGAUUAUAAUAGGCCUGUUAUCAACGAGAACCAGAAAGAUUUAGUAAAAGAUUGGGCUAUAAAUUCUGCUACAGUAGUGGUGGAAGAAAAAAGACCACUGAGUACAACUGGAUUUCUUGACGCAGAGGAAGGCUCUGUUGCCCCUGGAAGUAAACGCUGGGUAUCACAGUGGGCCAGUUUGGCUGCUAAUCACACACGACAUGACCAAGAUGACAUCAGAUUGGAAGCAUCUGGACCAGCUCCUUUGGAAAAUGACACAGACAUCAGUGAAUCUGGUAUUUCAGUUAAAAGCACUGGGUCAGCAGCUUCUAUGACUGGUCAUGGUGAGCGAAAGAGGAGGACACUUCCACAGCUUCCUAAAGAGGAGAAAGUGAAUGAAAUGUCAAAAGUAAAAACUGCAUCUCAUCAAAGAUCAGAGAUAGGUGAAAAGCAAGACACUGAACUUCAGGAGAAAGAAACUCCAACUCGUACCUCAGAUGCUGAUAGUAGAAGUAUGACAAAGGCAAGCAGAACAGUGAAUGGUCUUUCACCCAAAGCUGCUGGAGAGAAAGUUUUUUCUUUCCCCAGCAGCUGUUCUUCUAGUAAAGAGAGAGUUGAAACUGUCAAAGAAACUUCUGUUGUAAAGCAAGCGUUAGCAAAAAUUCAGCAACAAGAAAGAAAGGAACAAGGACACUGGACACCCACAAAGCAAUCUUCUUCAAAAUCUGUUGCAAACCAAGCUAGGGAGGAAAUUGCCAUGUCACAGAAAAUGUUGGAUAAUCAAGACAAGACUCCUGGACAUGCUACUGAUAAAACAGAAAUGAAGUUGGUACAGAGUGAGGGGAAAAGAAGAAAAAAUGAAGACUUUAUUAAGGGACAAAGUCCUAAAACAUCUGCAGGAGAAAAAAAGGAAUCUUCAAAACCAUUAGUGAGGCAAGGUAGCUUUACUAUAGAUAAGCCUAGCACUAAUAUACCUAUAGAACUGAUUCCUCACAUUAAUAAGCAAAGCGUACCCACUCUUCCUCUAACACCCGCAAACAGAAUACGUGAAAGAAGCGACUCCAUGGACACUGAUUCUAGUAUAGAUACAACACUCAUUUUGAAAGACACAGAGGCUGUAAUGGCUUUCCUUGAAGCUAAAUUGCGUGAAGAAAAUAAAACUGAUGAAGGUCCUGAGACACCUAGCUAUAACAGAGAUAAUUCCAUAUCACCAGAAUCAGAUGUAGACACAGCCAGCACAAUCAGCCUUGUUACUGGUGACUCUGAAAGAAAAUCCACACAGAAGCGGAAGAGCUUUACGACUUUAUAUAAAGAUAGAUGUUCUUCUGGUUCCCCUUCAAAGGAUGUUUUAAAAUCUGCAACAAAUGCUAGAGAGAAGAUAGAAAAGAAAACUAAAAGUCGAUCUUCAGAUAGUGGGUCUAGAGCUGAUGCUCGGAAACCUGUGCAAUCCAGUGGAAGAAUGAGACAGCCAUCAGUAGAUUUGACAGAUGAUGACCAAACAUCUAGUGUACCUCAUUCUGCUAUUUCUGAUAUCUUAUCCUCUGACCAGGAAACCUACUCUGGCAAAUCACAUGGGAGAGUUCCUUUUGCCUCCGCAGAUGAACUUUUACAUUCCAAAAUGGAAGGAAAGUCAGGUAAAUCAAAAACCUCUCCUGUAACACCUGGGCAAUCCAGUAAAUCUACCACUCUUCCAAGACCUCGUCCUACAAGGACUUCUCUUCUGCGCAGAGCGCGGCUUGGUGAAGCCUCAGAUAGUGAACUUGCUGAUGCAGAUAAAGCCUCUGUGGCUUCUGAAGUGUCCACAACAAGUUCUACAUCAAAGCCUCCAUCUGGGAGAAGAAGUAUUUCCAGAAUAGACUUGCUUGCUCAGCCUCGUAGAACUCGACUUGGUUCUUUAUCCGCACGGAGUGAUUCCGAAGCAACAUUAACUAGAAGCACAGCCUCAUCUCGUACCCCUGAAGCUGUCAUCAGAAGUGGUGCAAGGUUAACUUCUGCAGGAGAUGGUAGUAAAGUUUCUGCUAGAACUCGAGCUAAUAGUAUUUCUCGACUUUCAGAUUCAAAAUCCAAAUCUCUGGCUUCAGCUCAUAAUUCUCCUUCAGUAAGUGCAAGAUGGAGGCGCUUUCCUACAGAUUAUGCUUCCACCUCAGAAGAUGAAUUUGGAUCAAACCGUAAUUCCCCUAAACAUACCCGUCUACGUACCUCUCCAGCCCUGAAAACCACACGACUGCAGAGCACUGGGACAGCAGCUCAAAGUAGCAAUACAUUCAAGCACAGAAUAAAGGAACAGGAAGACUACAUUCGUGAUUGGACUGCUCAUCGCGAAGAAAUAGCAAGGAUCAGUCAAGAUCUGGCUCUCAUCGCACGGGAAAUCAAUGAUGUAGCAGGAGAGAUAGAUUCAGUGACUUCUUCAGGCACUGCCCCCAGUACCACAGUAAGCACUGCUGCCACCACCCCUGGCUCUGCCAUAGACACUAGAGAAGAGGUAGGAGAUCUUCAUGGAGAAAUGCAUAAGUUGGUUGACCGUGUAUUUGAUGAAAGUCUCAAUUUUAGAAAAAUCCCUCCAUUAGUGCAUGCCAAACCACCCGAGGGGAACGGACGGCCUGGUGACGGCAGACCUCAGCUAGCGGAUGCCCUUGAUCCCCCAACAAUUACCCGAAGAAGAACCUGGAGCAGGGAUGAGGUUAUGGGGGACAGCUUGCUUUUGUCCUCAGUCUUCCAAUUUUCUCGCAAGAUAAGACAAUCCAUAGACAAAACAGCUGGCAAAAUCAGAAUAUUAUUUAAGGACAAAGACAGAAAUUGGGAUGAAAUCGAAAACAAGCUGCGAGCUGAAAGUGAAGUUCCAAUUGUGAAAACAUCAAGCAUGGAAAUUUCAUCAAUUUUACAGGAACUGAAACGAGUUGAGAAACAACUGCAAGUGAUUAACGCCAUGAUCGACCCUGAUGGCACCCUGGAUGCUCUAAGCAACUUGGGAUUCGCCAGCCCCAUCCUACCCGCUCAGGCGAAGCCCAAGGCGAGUCCCAGCUCCCACAGCUCUCGCUCCCCAGCGCAAGCCCCCUGCCAGCCCGAAGCGCGGGCCCCACGCGCGGCUGCCCUGCCGGCCCCGAGCGACUUUGACAACACCGAGUCCGACUUCAGCAUCCACUUCAACAGGUUCAACCCCGACGGUGAAGAGGAAGAUGCCACUCUGCGCGAAUGACGUCUCGGCAUUGAUAGAAAUAGCUUUCACGCAAAAUGUUUAGAAAUAAAAGAAAAAUGGUAAUAUUGGUUUUAUAAAUAAACAAAUGGCUUGGUCAAACAGCGGUUGUUUUGUUAAACCAGUUUUCUUUAACUGUGAUGCUUUGAUUGUCACACAAAUCCUUUUGAAAUCAUAAAGAUAAGCAUAGAUACCAGUGUAGAAAAGCAGAUUGUGGCAGGAUUGCCCUUUGUGGUUGUGUGCUUUGCAGAAGAAUUAUUAUCUCAGCAGUUUUCCCUUAACAGAUUUAUUUCUUUCUAAAAGCCAUGCAGGCAAUCUAACAUUUAAUGUUACUGAAACCCCAAAUGUUUUUGCCAAGCUGCUCUAUGAAUGGAUCUCCUCCGCUAAAGUUUACACAGAACUGUUGAACAGUUAUGGUUUGAUUCUGAAUGAGAUGAUUUAUAUAGGAAACAUUGUCUUUGACUACAAUGACACAUUACUGUAAAAGGUAAGACAGAUUUCACAAAGCUAUUCUUUUCUUUGUACUGAAACCUCGAACAGUUCUGUGAUUUAUAUAACCUCGUCGCUGCCUAAAUUGUCUUGGGGUUAAAAAAAAUUCACAUAUUAUGUUUGCACUAAGAUUUGCUGGGAGUGGUAGGUGAACAUAUCAAUAUCAUUAAACAGCAAACAGUGUUUUGGUGUACAUAGAAAACUGCUAAUACUGUACUUGUAUUAACACUGCAGUGUUUUGAUCCACUUUCUGAAAGGACUAUUUGGCACUUUUUGACCUUGUUCAAAUGUCUUUUUGAUGUUAAUGAAAAUAGAAGUAUUUCAUAUCUCAUUUCUGUCCAAAUGUUUGUGGAAACGAGCAAACAGAU